CGGAAAUGGAUCAACUGAAAGUGUCUAGAGAACUAAGACUUGACCAUUAUCUUCAACCAGUGCUGCCCGGAUUCAGGCUGGGAGACUGCAUCGUUCACCUUUCUGCACGAGAACGCGAAGACACCUGAAGGUCGCUUAAGCUGGAGCCUGUAACUGCAUAAAGUCGUGCCAUCCACCAUACGAAUCGAGUCUGAGGACUAUAGGCCCACCAUCUUGACCGGCGACAAAACACACCGCGUAGCGUCGAGAAACAACAUGGUUUCAUUUGCCAAAGUUCUGACAGAGGCACGGCGACUCCAAAGAGCGCAAACAUCCCCGCGCCAUGAAGGGGCGGGAACCUUUCCUCCGCCAUCGUUCCUGCGACCAAAUGAACAGCGAAUGGUUGCGCGACCGGAAGCGCCCAUCCCGUCACGAGAACUCGUAAGACGUCGACGAGCAGCAAAUGCAGCUCAUGAUGCACCCCAAAUUCGAUCCAAGUUCUAUAUCGUACCAAGUCCAACAGGCACCGACCCGACAUUGAUCAGACUUGCGGAACCAAGACACGUCAUUGAGUGUAUGGGACAUGAUAAGCCCGCCCCACAACUCGAUUGCCCAGAAGUGGACGACUUCUUUCUGCUCAAGGACGCGGAUGUGAUGGAAGAUGAGAUCUGGUUUGCUUUGACGCCGGUCACCCGAUUCUGGAACCCCAGCGCAGCGUAUGAGGCGAAACGCAUUCUGGACAAAAAUCGAUUCGAUUGCUUACUGGUCAUCGGACUAUGUCGCGACAGCACCAGAUUGAGUCUCCACCUUUUGAACGACUACUGCACGGGCCGCAUACUCGGGCCUUGGAGAUUGGCUGAACAUACGCUAGACAGCUUGCUCGAAUGCAAUGGCUGGGUAAAGAUUAAAGACGGUAUACACCCAGAGAGGGUGUCUCUCGCCAUCGGCCGCGCUUUCCACAACGGCUACCGUGUACUGCAGCGACCUGGAUCGGACGCUGAGUACCAGGGGAUCAUUGUAGUUGGUGCCUUUGCGACGCAUCACAAAUUGGCGCGGUUGAGAGAGGUCGACUGGAUUAUCUUGCACGAAGACGUCACAACAAUGCUGGAAUACAUUUCCAGUAAGCCCUUACGUCUCUCAUAAAACGGCAAGACUGUACGAUGAAAUAGUCCUAGAUGGUAUUUAUCACUCUCAAGUCGUAACGUUCUUUCCUAGAGCACGUGAGAAAGACUUGUCGACUGAGACGGUUGAAAUGUAAUGCUCGCACUCUUAGUAGUUGGGGCUGACUCCUUGAACCUCGCAGCUGUUAGGUAGAGUGGACUGAUG
Messenger RNA from Colletotrichum godetiae, 1305 nucleotides. RefSeq lists its product as uncharacterized. The record is from RefSeq and is a predicted model, not a curated record. The coding region runs from base 256 to 1122 and encodes 288 amino acids. The transcript is spliced from 2 exons. NCBI's taxonomy places the organism in Eukaryota, Fungi, Ascomycota, Sordariomycetes, Glomerellales, Glomerellaceae.